Chaetura pelagica (chimney swift) is the source of this 1086-nucleotide messenger RNA. It is a transcript of the gene CNTFR, whose product is annotated as ciliary neurotrophic factor receptor. The record is from RefSeq and is a predicted model, not a curated record. Gene Ontology annotation, cellular component: CNTFR-CLCF1 complex; ciliary neurotrophic factor receptor complex; external side of plasma membrane. The coding region runs from base 1 to 1086 and encodes 361 amino acids. Gene Ontology annotation, biological process: cytokine-mediated signaling pathway. NCBI's taxonomy places the organism in Eukaryota, Metazoa, Chordata, Aves, Apodiformes, Apodidae. The transcript is spliced from 7 exons. Gene Ontology annotation, molecular function: cytokine binding; ciliary neurotrophic factor receptor activity.
AUGGCUAACCCUGUCCCAUCAGCCUGCUGCGUGGUGCUUGCUGCAGUGGUGGUGGUGUAUGCACAGAGACACAGCCAGCAGGACAGCCACAUCCAGUAUGAACAGGUAGGAGCAGAUGUGACCAUGAAGUGUGGCUCCAUGGACUGGGAUGCAGCUGUGACCUGGACGGCCAAUGGCACCGACAUUGAUGAGUCCCACCUGAACGGGUCCUACCUGAUCCUGAAGAAUGUCAACUUGACACAGAGCGGCCAGUACUCCUGCUACGAGGGCUCCUCCUGGCACCUCAAAUACCAGACCUACCUACGGGUGGGAACCCCCCCCAAGGAGCCACUGCUGAUGUGCAGGUCAAACAACUACCCAAAGGGUUUCUACUGCAGCUGGCACCUGCCCACCCCCACCUACAUCCCCAACUCCUUCAACAUCUCUGUCAUACACGGCACGAAAGAGAUGGUCUGCGAGAAGGAUGUCUUGCCCAAAAACAGAUGUCACAUCAGAUACCUCCAGCUCUUCUCGACGGUGAAGUACAAGGUGACUCUGACAGUCACGAAUGCCUUGGGCAAAAACUCCACCACUCUCACCUUUGACGAGUUCGCCAUAGUAAAACCAGACCCUCCAGAGAGCGUGGUGGCCAAACCUGUGCCCAAUAACCCUCGGAGGCUGGAGGUGUCAUGGCAAAACCCCUCAUCCUGGCCGGACCCUGAGUCUUUCCCACUCAAGUUCUUCCUGCGGUAUCGGCCCCUCAUCCUGGACCAGUGGCAACACGUUGAGCUGUCAGAUGGGACAUCACACACCAUCACAGACGCCUAUGCUGGCAAGGAGUACAUCAUCCAGGUGGCAGCCAAGGACAAUGACAUUGGCACAUGGAGUGACUGGAGUGUGGCUGUCCAUGCCACCCCCUGGACAGAGGAGCCCAAACAUCUCACCACGGAGGCCCAGGUCACAGAGACAAGUGCUAGCACCUCCUCUUUCAUGCCACCCCCCACCACCAAGAUCUGUGACAAGGGGGCCGUGGUGCGCAGUGGAGCCGUGGCAGUGUGUUGGACAGCUGGACUGGUCUUGGCUGCCUAUGGUGUCUUCUUUAUUUAG